AUGAUGAUGAUGAUGAUAAAUCCAACACUUAUUACAAAUGAUCGAUAUUCAUCAAAUAAAAUUACACGAAAUAAAGAACAAGUGAUCGGAGCAGUUAUGAUAGCUGAACAAUGGAAUCAUGCUCAGCGAUGUCAAUUAAUCGAACGAUUAUUACCAUUAUGUAAUACGGUUCAACUUGAUAUGUUAUGGACAGUUUUACAACCUUCAUUACAUCGUGAUUAUUUCUAUGCUGUUAAAUCACGUUAUCCUAAUUAUCAUUUCAAACGAAUAAGUACACCCGAUAGUCGAUUACUUAAAGAAUAUUAUAGUCGACGUUUCGAUCGAGAAGAUAGCUUCUACCUUAGUGCCAUCAAUGAUCUUCGAGAAUUUCGUGAUGAUGAUGGUCUCACAAGGAAGUCACAAUCAUCAUUCGCACAGUAA
Messenger RNA from Rotaria sp. Silwood2, 420 nucleotides. NCBI's taxonomy places the organism in Eukaryota, Metazoa, Rotifera, Eurotatoria, Philodinida, Philodinidae. The record is from the annotation of a GenBank genome assembly.